Messenger RNA from Scheffersomyces coipomensis, 4190 nucleotides. It is a transcript of the gene PGA63, whose product is annotated as Pga63p. The transcript has a single exon. Gene Ontology annotation, biological process: endoplasmic reticulum organization; intracellular protein transport; COPII-coated vesicle cargo loading. The record is from RefSeq and is a predicted model, not a curated record. Gene Ontology annotation, molecular function: protein binding; structural molecule activity. NCBI's taxonomy places the organism in Eukaryota, Fungi, Ascomycota, Pichiomycetes, Serinales, Debaryomycetaceae. Gene Ontology annotation, cellular component: COPII vesicle coat; endoplasmic reticulum exit site. Bases 218 to 3919 code for a protein of 1233 amino acids.
CCGAAUCAGAAAAUUCGAACUAACAACAUUUAAUUUCCAAACACCUUUAAUUCCUUAUUGCUAUAUUGCUCAUUACAACUAGGUUAUCAAACUUGAAGGCUCAAUAUCACUGUCUUGGUUAAAUCGGAUUAAAAUCUGUCUAAUUGAUAUAAGAAGCGAUUGUUUAGCUCAAAGUUUUGUUAUUAGGGAAUAAGCUGUCAAGUGUUCGAUCUAAAUCAUGGUAAAGCUUAGUGAAAUUUCCCGUACUUCAACGUUUGCUUGGAGUCUGGAUACUUUACCAUUACUCGCAACUGGUACUGUUGCUGGUGCUGUUGAUGCAAAUUUCAAUUCCUCCUCUUCUUUGGAAAUAUGGAAUAUUUUUUCAGCUACUAAUAAGGAUGAACCAAUAUUCUCUGCCUCAGUUGAUAAUAGAUUCUAUGCCUUAGCUUGGUCAAAACCAUUUGAAGGUAGAAGUCAAGGUCUUUUAGCUGCUGCUUUUGAAAAUGGUACCAUCGAAUUUUGGGAUGUUGAAACUUUAAUUAAGUCAAAAGAUUUAGAAAAAUCAUCUGUUCAUAAAUCAAAUAAACAUACUGGUCCAGUCAAAGCGUUACAAUUUAAUCCAAUUCAAAAUCAUGUUCUUGUUAGUGGUGGAUCUCAUGGCCAAAUCUUUAUUUGGGAUACUAAGACUUUUGGUGAACCCUUUGCUCCUGGUCAAGCCAUGACUCCAAUGGAUGAAAUCACUUCAGUCGCAUGGAAUAACUCAGUGAGCCACAUUCUUGCAAGUACUGGUAACAGCGGCUACACUUCAAUCUGGGAUUUAAAGUCUAAAAAGGAAGUUUUGCAUUUAGCUUAUACUGGUGCUUCUGGUAGAGCUAAUUUUUCACAUGUUGCAUGGCACCCAAACCAAUCAACUAAGUUAAUUACCGCCAGUGAUAAUGAUGCAGUUCCAUUAAUUUUAACUUGGGAUUUACGUAAUUCAAAUGCUCCAGAACAGAUUUUAGAAGGUCAUAAGAAAGGGGUUUUAUCAUUGGAUUGGUGUAAACAAGAUCCAUCAUUAUUGAUUUCAAGUGGUAAAGAUAAUACUACCUUAUUAUGGAAUCCAAUUACCGGACAAAAAUUAGGUGAAUAUCCAACUACUGCCAAUUGGGCAUUUCAAACAAGAUUUGCUCCAUCAGCUCCAGAUAUCUUUGCAACUGCCUCUUUUGAUGGAAAGAUUAUUGUUCAAUCACUUCAAGAUACUUCACCACCAGUGUCUACCAAAGUUUCAUCCAACGAUGACAACGUGUUCUGGAACCAAUUGUCUACAACUGAAACUCAACAACCAGUCUUUGCAAUUCAACAAGCUCCUAUUUGGUUAAAAAGACCAUCAAGUGUUUCCUUUGGAUUUGGUUCUAAAUUAGUUAUCGUCAACAAAGACGAGAACAAUAAGAGCAUCAUUAAGAUCCAAAAAUUUGUUACAAAAGGUCAAGAAAAUUCAACCGAAUUUGAAGAAGCAUUAAAGACUGAUAAUUUUAAAAAUAUAAUAGAUACCAAGAGUAGUGCUGAUUCUAUUACUGAAGUUGACAAAUCUGAUUGGGAAUUAUUGAAGAAGUUAUUGGAAACUGGAAAGGAAAACCUUUUCAAAGCACAAGUUAAUGAAAAAGAAGAAGAAAAGCCUGUUGAAGUAGACAAAGCUGAAGAAGCAGCAGAAGAUGAUGGUGCUGCAGAUGAUUCAUUCUUCGAUAAAUUAGGAAAUGGGUCUAUUGUUCAAUCUGAAGAAAAUUUCAUUCCAACAGGCUCCUUUAAGAUUUUCAAUGACGAUGAAUCUGAAGAUAACAAGAAAUUGCUUAAGUUGGCUUUAGGUAAUAAAAUUGAAGAUGCAGUAGAUGAGUGCUUAAAAGGUGACAAAUUGCUUGAAGCAUUGUUAUUGGCUUUAGAAGGUUCCGAUAGUGUGAAGCAAAAGGUUAAGAAUGCUUACUUCAAAGCAAACAGCCUGAAUCAAGUAUCAAGAGUUCUUUAUAGUGUCACUUCCAAUAAUGUCACAGAUAUUGUGUCCAACGCUGAUGUUUCCAACUGGAGAGAAAUUGCUUCUAGUAUUGCCUCAUUUACAAGUGAUUCAUAUGAAUAUGAAUCAAAGAUCGCUGAAUUGGGUGAUCGUAUACUAGAACAAAAUACAUCAAAGGAACAAAGAGACAAUGCUAUAUUAUGUUACUUAGCUGGUAAUGCUGUUGAUAAGAUUGCGUCAAUUUGGCUUAAAGAAUUGCCAGAAUAUGAAACCAAGAUUUUAUCAGCUGAUAAUAAGAAUAUCUCGUCUCCAUCUGAAGCUCGGUUUGCAUCUCUUACCAACUAUGCUCAAAAGAUUGCUGCUUACAGAUCUAUUUCAAAAAUAAGUGGAGAAAUUUCUGGUCCAUCAGCAGAAUUGAUUGCAAAGGCUAUUUUAGAAUUUUCUAACUUAGCUUCUGGCUAUGGUCAAUUUGACUUAGCUGAAAAGUUCUUGGAAAUUUUGCCAACAGAAUUCUCUGGAACAGAAAAGGAAAGAAUUUCAAAAGCCACUGGUACUGCUGCUGCUGCUGCAAGCAUAACUUCUAAUUUAAAGAAAGUCAGAAGUCCUGGACCAAAACCUUAUUCAAGAUUGAAUAGUGCUGCCAAUGUCAAUGGUCAUGAUAGUGCUGUUCCUAAGCCAUACUUAGGUGCUUCUUCGAUACCCCCAAUUCCAGCCCCAAGUGUGAACAAUGCAAUUCCAAGUAAUCCAUACGCUAGGGGUAUGAAAUCUUCCAACCCAUAUGCUCCACAAAAUACCGCUGCACCUGCUAAUAUUUAUAGUCCACCAGCUCCACCAGCUCCACCACUUGCAAGUUCUGCGACUAUUGUUCCAACCAUACAACCACCACCUCCACCAAAAACUCUUUAUAAAAAUGAUACUGAAGGGUGGAAUGAUUUACCGGAAACUUUCAAGGCCAAGACUGGUCGUCGUGCUGCUCCAGUAGCUACAGCUACUCCUUCACCUACAGGAUUUUCACCUGUUGAGGCCCCUGCAGCUAAAAGAGCUGUUUCAGGUGCCAGCGCUAUUGCUCCACCACCACCAAAAGGAGGUCUUACUCGUAAUAGUUCAAAAUCGUCAAAUGCUGCUAACUCUUCACCACGUCCAGCUCCAGUUCAUGUCAACAAUCGUUACGCACCUCCACCAUCUGAGUCUGCACCACCAACUGUGGCAGUAGGUGGUGUCCCACCUCCAUUAGCAUCUGCUUCGAAUAAGAGAAAUCCAUACGCUCCAGCUCCAGUAGCUUCUCCUAAUAGAAUUGCAUUUGCUCAACCUCCAGCAGGAAAUGCAGGUACAUUUGCUCCCGCAGUGAUUCCACCACCAGCACCACCAAAGAAUCCUUAUGCUCCUAAUAUCAAAGCAAAAUCUCCAAGAAUUUCUAGUGGUGGAAUUGUUCCACCUCCACCGCCACCUGCUAAGGUCGGAAGUUUAGCACCCCCACAACCAUUUGGAUCUCAUGCACCACCAAUCCAACCACCUUUCAAUUCUGUUCCACCUCCACCUGGUAUUGCCAUCCAACCACCUGCAAUUGUCCCGGAACCAGUUGAACAUGUUGAACCAGCUAAGCCAGAAUUCCCACCAGGUGAUAGAAGUCAUAUUCCUGAGAAGUCUUUAGCUAUUUAUACUUCGUUGACUAAUGUUCUCACAGCUAUCAAGCCUAUUAUUCCAGAGAAGUAUGCUGGUCAUGGUCAAGAUAUGGAAAAGAGACUUAAUAUCUUAUUCGAUCAUUUGAAUAAUGAUGAUUUAUUAUCAGAUGAUGCAAUUGAACAAUUAAAGAAGAUCAGUUCUAGUUUAGAAUCUAGAGAUUUUGAAACAGCUACUACUUUAAAUAUUCAUCUUGCAACCAACCAUAGUGAUGAAAUUGGUAAUUGGCAUAGAGGUGUCACUAGACUUAUUACUAUGUCCGAAGCAAUGUAUUAAUACUAAUUAAAACUAAUAAAAUUAUCAAAUUACAAUUGUAUUAAUUCAGUUAUAAAAGUAAAUAAAUUUAUAUAAAGCUUUCUUAAUUUUUCUAUUUCGUAAUACUUAUUUAUGGUAAUACUAUAUUGAAGUACAAAACUAUUUAACUAUUAUUACAAGUAAAAAGAAACCAAACGACUAUUUCUAAAAGAAAACCACUUCGUACAAUUUAGCACCUCCUUCAUCUUCACCAACAGGCGCAUCAUCAUGAAUUCCGUUAAAUUCAAGUAAA